Messenger RNA from Oncorhynchus keta (chum salmon), 4988 nucleotides. RefSeq lists its product as uncharacterized. NCBI's taxonomy places the organism in Eukaryota, Metazoa, Chordata, Actinopteri, Salmoniformes, Salmonidae. The transcript is spliced from 20 exons. The record is from RefSeq and is a predicted model, not a curated record. The coding region runs from base 145 to 1683 and encodes 512 amino acids.
GAUUUCGUGCACCUUCUGCCAGUCAAAUCAUUUGUAGCAGUUCAGGAAAUCAAGAAUGAUCUGAAACAGGAGGGUUACAUUAGAAUGAUGACUACACAGUUUUAACUCCAUAUUAGUGAGAAGAGAUCACAGUAUAGGUUGAACAUGGCAGGGGAGACCUUCAAAGCAUUAAGGUUGUGUCAUUUGGCCCUGCUGGGAAGAUGUCCCCGUCCACAGCUACAACUGUACAGAUCCUUCAGCUCACAAAGGCCAAGGAAGAGUCUAGGGUUGUUCUGGAAGAUGUUUUUGGGUGUUCCUGUGGUGGUGGGAGUCCAGUACGCCCUUGCGGAACCUAGAGAGAGACGGAAGAUGAAGAUCUUGGUGAAGGGAGUCAGUCGCUUCUGUAGGUCUAUAUAUGUAGGACUCUAUAUCUCAGUAGAUUAUUGGUGGACCUCCAAUGUGAUGUUACGUGGUUUGGACAAGAGCAGCCCAUCGUUUGUGGCAGGGAUGUCAUUGUGCCAUCAGAGGGCAGCAGAUGGCAUGGUGGAGGGAGCGGUGCAGAACGGGGGGAUAUACGUUAAACUGGGACAGGGACUGUGUGCUUUCAACCACCUGCUGCCUCCUGAGUACGUCAAGACACUGCAGGUCCUGGAGGAUAAGGCUCUCAACAGGAGAUGCAAGGAGGUAGAUGCUCUGUUCAUAGAGGACUUCAACACGACUCCAGACAAGAUGUUUAAGACGUUUGAGUAUGAGCCCAUCGCAGCAGCCAGUCUGGCCCAGGUCCACAAGGCAGAGCUGGAGGACGGGACUCCUGUUGCUGUCAAAGUGCAGUACAUAGACCUCAGGGAUCGGUUCGACGGUGACAUCAGGACUCUGGAGAUCCUACUGGACGUUAUAAAGUUCAUGCACCCCAGCUUCGGCUUCAGAUGGGUCCUCAAGGACUUGAAGGGGACAUUAGCUCAGGAGCUGGACUUUGAGAAUGAGGCCAGGAACUCUGAGAGAUGUGCAGAGGAACUGAAACACUUCAAAUUUGUCGUCGUGCCAAAGGUGUACUGGGACCAAACCAGCAAGAGAGUGUUGACUGCAGAGUUCUGUGAAGGCUGCAAAAUCAACAAUUUGGAAGAAAUCAAAAGACAAGGACUUAGCUUGAGAGAUACUGCUGACAAGCUGAUCCGUACGUUUGCAGAGCAGAUAUUUUACACUGGCUUCAUCCACGCUGACCCUCACCCUGGCAAUGUACUUGUGAGAAGAGGUCCAGACAAGAAGGCAGAGCUGGUACUGUUGGAUCACGGCCUAUAUGAAUAUCUCAGUGAAAUUGACAGGGUAGCGCUGUGUAAACUGUGGAGGUCCAUAGUCCUGAGAGAUGAUGCUGCCAUGAAGAGGUACUCCAACAGCCUGGGGGUCAAAGACUACUUCAUCUUCUCUGAGAUGCUGCUGCAACGGCCAAUCAACAUGCGGGAAUUGGGCCUGUCCAACAUCCUGAGUCGUGAGGAGACAACCUAUAUGAGGGACAUGGCUGUCAAUCACUUUGACAACAUCAUGGUUGUGCUCAAGUCCAUGCCACGCCCCAUGCUGCUGGUGUUCAGGAACAUCAACACUGUCCGCAGCAUCAACAUCACACUGGGAGCUCCUGUAGACCGAUACUGUGUCAUGGCUAAGAGGUUAGUAGCAGCAGCAUCAACAUCACACUGGGAGCUCCUGUAGACCGAUACUGUGUCAUGGCUAAGAGGUUAGUAGCAGCAGCAUCAACAUCACACUGGGAGCUCCUGUAGACCGAUACUGUGUCAUGGCUAAGAGGUUAGUAGCAGCAGCAUCAACAUCACACUGGGAGCUCCUGUAGACCGAUACUGUGUCAUGGCUAAGAGGUUAGUAGCAGCAGCAUCAACAUCACACUGGGAGCUCCUGUAGACCGAUACUGUGUCAUGGCUAAGAGGUUAGUAGCAGCAGCAUCAACAUCACACUGGGAGCUCCUGUAGACCGAUACUGUGUCAUGGCUAAGAGGUUAGUAGCAGCAGCAUCAACAUCACACUGGGGGCUCCUGUAGACCGAUACUGUGUCAUGGCUAAGAGGUUAGUAGCAGCAGCAUCAACAUCACACUGGGAGCUCCUGUAGACCGAUACUGUGUCAUGACUAAGAGGUUAGUAGCAGCAGCAUCAACAUCACACUGGGAGCUCCUGUAGACCGAUACUGUGUCAUGGCUAAGAGCGCUGUGCAAUGUUGGGGGCGGCUCCAGGCAGAGAGGCCGGGUGUCCUUCCAAGGUUCAGGGUGUUGCGAUGGGUGCGGGCCACCUGGGAGAGCCUCAAGUUCGAGUGUGCCCUGAGGUCUGAGAUGGCGAUGAUGAGUCUGACAAGAUCCCUGCUGUCUUUGUUGUCUUACUUCAACCUCAUAUCGCUGGACGAAGAAGUUUACCAAUACCUGAAGUAGAAGCCGACAGACAACCCAUACCUCAGCUGCAUACCUGAUACUAGUGAUGACUCCUGUUUCAAGCUCAAGAAAUGCAACCCGUUUGACAGGACAUGAUAGUUGUCAAAUGGAUAGAUGUGCUUCCAAAAUGGUGCUAUGCAUUUCCCACAUCUACAGAUUUUAUUAUGUAGAAUUGUCUUAAUCAGUCAGAACAGAAAACGUAGUAAACACAGCUCUAAGCCAAGGACUUGACUCACCAGCAGUCAUUUCAUUGAGGAGCACUGUCUCAGUGCUGCCAAGGAAAAUGUGAACUGACAUGACAUUAACACUAUUUUAUUAAACACAGAGCCAUUUAAUAUUUGACCUUUCUUUCACUGGGGUUGAAUUUGAUGGCAGUAUGUGAUUCCUGCAGUGACCAGUCAAGAUUGUGCCUUCAUUGACUGAUUAAGUCUUAUUAAUAGCCCGUUUAGGCACUGAGCACAUUCAGGCCUUUCAACCCUCCUGUUGUUUGUUUCAUGUUAGUGUUCCCGGUCCAAAAUGACCACCCCAUAAUAAAUCCAUGAAAAGAUCUAAGAAGUUGAACUUCCAUUUAUGGCCUGUAGGCCUCAUUGAACUAAAAAAAAAGAAAGCAUGUAUGGAUUAUAACAUACUUGGAUGAAACGGUGCUGUUGAACAAGGACUCUCUCCUCAACAGUGUCAUGAUCAAGAGCCUCAGUAGAUACACUGCUCAAAAAAAUCAAGGGAACACUAAAAUAACACAUCCUAGAUCUGAAUGAAAUAUUCUUAUUAAAUACUUUUUUCUUUACAUAGUUGAAUGUGAAUGACCUCCCUACAAUGCCUGGGCAUGCUCCUGAUGAGGUGGGGGAUGGUCUCCUGAGGGAUCUCCUCCCAGACCUGGAGUAAAGCAUCCACCAACUCCUGGACAGUCUGUGGUGCAACGUGGCGUUGGUGGGUGGAGCGAGACAUGAUGUCCCAGAUGUGCUCAAUUGGAUUCAGGUCUGGGGAACGGGCGGGCCAGUCCAUAGCAUCAAUGCCUUCCUCUUGCAGUAACUGCUGACACACUCCAGCCACAUGAGGUCUUGCAUUAGGAGGAACCCAGGGCCAACCGCACCAGCAUAUGGUCUCAUAAGGGCUCUGAGGAUCUCAUCUCGGUACCUAAUGGCAGUCAGGCUACCUCUGGCGAGCACAUGGAAGGCUGUGCGGACCCCCAAAGAAAUGCCACCCCACACCAUGACUGACCCACCGCCAAACCGGUCAUGCUGGAGGAUGUUGCAGGCAGCAGAACGUUCUCCACGGCGUCUCCAGACUGUCACAUGUGCUCAGUGUGAACCUGCUUUCAUCUGUGAAGAGCACAGGGCGCCAGAGGCGAAUUUGCCAAUCUUGGUGUUCUGGCAAAUGCCAAACGUUCUGCACGGUGUUGGGCUGUAAGCACAACCCCCACCUGUGGACGUCGGGCCCUCAUACCACCCUCAUGGAGUCUGUUUCAGCAGACACAUGCACAUUUGUGGUCUGCUGGAGGUCAUUUUGCAGGGCUCUGGCAGUGCUCCUCCUGCUCCUCCUUGCACAAAGGUAGAGGUAGCGGUCCUGCUGCUGGGUUGUUGCCCUCCUACGGCCUCCUCCACGUCUCCUGAUGUACUGGGCUGUCUCCUGGUAGCGCCUCCAUGCUCUGGACACUACGCUGACAGACACCGCAAACCUUCUUGCCACAGCUCGCAUUGAUGUUCCAUCCUGGAUGAGCUGCACUACCUGAGCCACUUGUGUGGGUUGUAGACUCCGUCUCAUGCUACCACUAGAGUGAAAGCACUACCAGCAUUCAAAAGUGACCAAAACAUCAGCCAGGAAGCAUAGGAACUGAGAAGUGGUCUGUGGUCACCACCUGCAGAACCACUACUUUAUUGGGGGUGUCUUGCUAAUUGCCUAUAAUUUCCACCUGUUGUCUAUUCCAUUUGCACAACAGCAUGUGGAAUUUAUUGUCAAUCAGUGUUGCUUCCUAAGUGGACAGUUUGAUUUCACAAAAGUGUGAUUGACUUGGAGUUACAUUGUGUUGUUUGUGUUCCCUCUAUUUUUUUGAGCAGUGUAGUUUGGUCAUUGUGCUGCCACAAUGUGUGCGCAAGGCCUCAAAAGCAUCAUAUACCAGAACUGCGAGAAAAGAUCUAUAUAUUGAAACAAUGUUGCGAUUAUGAGAACACCAACAGGUGUGGAAGCCAAGUGCUCAAACACACAUGCAUGUGGGUGUCUGGCAGAGGAAGUGUGUCCAUGUGCCUGAACUCCAUUUUAUACCCAUUCAUUUCUGACCGGUAACACCACAGAUGUAAAAACUCAUGUAUUUUGUGUGGACAAAGUCAUGGAACCUUAAGACAGAGAGAACUUGUGAAUGGGUCCAAUUUGACCGGAACACAGCAGGGCGGGUUAACCUUAUGUUGCAUUUCCCGGAUAAUAGCACAUAUUGAUUCUGAGAUGUCUAAACUACAUACCUGCAGUGAUAGUCAUUAAUGUUCAUAAUUUCAAGGAAAUAUUGGGUGCAUUGCUCAAUCUAAUGUAUAAAAUGCUGCAAAACUCCAAAAACAAACUGAACAAACAUAAAAGGUAAGAGUUUGUCAAAGUA